Molecule: messenger RNA, 1539 nt
Organism: Durusdinium trenchii
Lineage: Eukaryota; Dinophyceae; Suessiales; Symbiodiniaceae
Source: the annotation of a GenBank genome assembly
GCCCUGGCGCCGCUUGGCCGCGGCCGUGCGGCACGGCUGGGCGCGGAGCCGCGCGUCGCACCGGGCGGCGGUGAGUCUGGCGCUGCAGGACGGAGAUGCUGCUUCGAGGAUGGUGACGUUCUACCGCCAGCACUUGUUGGCAGCAAUGCUGAGCUGCUGGCAGCAGGAUGCGGUGCGAGGGAGCGAGAAAAAGCGCCAUGCAGGGCCACAGAUGGCAACCUGGAAGCGCGCGGUCGCGGAGUUCGCGGUCUUUGGCCGGCGACGGCGCUUCUUUCAGCUUUGGCGCGAAGCGCGCCGGUGCCGUGCGCUGGAUGCGGGAGUCUGGCAGAGAGCAGGCCGCUCCCGCCGCGGCGCGCCGUGGCGCCUUUGGAUGGCCUGGCGCUGCUUUGCGCGCGGCCGGCGGCGCACGGCCGAGCAGGGCCGGCAGGUGCAAUCUCUGCGCGGCGGCACCUGGCUGCUGCAGCGGCACCUGGCGCGCUGGCGAAUGGCCGCGGCGGGCCGCUGGCAGUGCCAGCGGCGCCGAGAGCGAAGGACGCGGCUCCUGCUGCACGCGUGGCGCCGCUGGGUGACCUCCGCGAGGCAGCUGGAGGGGAUGCUUUCGCACCGCGUGGUGCUGCAAGAGGGAAGACUCUUGCAGCGAACCCUGCAGCGGUGGCAGUGGGAGGUCCGUAGCCGCGUCGUGGCUCGAGGCAUCCAAGCGAAGCGGCGGCACCUGUGGAAGAUCUCCUUGCUGUCUGCGUGGCGCGAGGAGUGCCAGCGGCUUCAGCUGCUCCGAGUCGUGUGGACCUGUUGGCUUCGGCACCGGCAGCAGGAGCGUCACGGCCGUGCCUUGCGCGUGUUGGGGCCCUUCAUGGCAGCCUGGCGUGGCCACGGCCAUGCGCGCGAGGGGCUGCGGCGCAGGGCUGCGGAGCAUUUGCUCCAGGCUCUUGCCAAGACCAGAGAGCAGCUGCGAGAUUUGGCCUUUGUCCUCUGGGCCCAGCGCACAGCGCGUGCCGCCGAGCAGCGGGGUCAGCUUUGGCACCUGGAGGCGCAGCGAAGUGCAGGCGUGCUGAAGCAUUGCUUGAGAUGUUGGCUUCAUGUGUUGAGAGCUCACCAGGGCGAGCGGCGUCGGGCCAAGGAUGCCUUGCUGGCCUGCGCCCGUGGAUGGCGCACCCUGACCGAGCAUGGCCUGCACUCCAGGCGAUCGGAGCGCGCUGUGGUGGCUUGGCGGUUUCUCCUACUGGAUUUGCUGGAGUAUGCUCGCCCGGCCCGUGCGUAGCAACUGAUGCUCUCUAUUUUGCAGCUCGACUGACUCGGAUUCAUAUAGUUGUAGUUGCAGCAUGCGAACACCGAAACAGCCCAGCGAACCAAGCAUGUCGAAGGUCGGGCCAGAACCAACCUGAGCGGCGACGAAAAAGCCCGCCGCCGAAUCGACCGGCCCCACUCGAUCGCUGUGUGCGGUCGGCAUCCGGCCUGUCUUGAAUUGGUUUCGCUGCCCAAAACGUGGGCGGUCUGCACCCUUGGGCAGGAGGGCAGCGGCCAGUGAGGUCAAUGUGGGUC